UUGAUGAGAAGAUCAGCGCAGAUAUUUUGAGGUUUUACUAUUUGCGCAGAGGUAUACAAACAGCCCGUCGUAUUCGCAAGGUAUCUUGCGCCCAAAGUUCCCUACAGUGCGUGGCGUUGACAUUCCUCGAGCCUUUCUACCUACGCGACAAUAGAUGUUCAUGAACGAGUUCUGCCCGUACCGAGCCUUCCAAUCCAGCUGUGCAUUUCCUCUGCAUUCACUUCAAGGAUGACGUUCGAGCAGCUCUUCGCUGCCUACUUCGUCUCUCAGACCCUCUCCCUCACGACCUCUGCGGUUUCCCUCCCUCAUAUCGACAACUCAGCGAAUACUUUUCGUCCUGUGAAGCGGGCUGACCCCUCCUGGCACCCGAGCUGCGAUAAUCAUCCCCAGAUCAAAGAUGCCUGGCCCAGAGCGCUCCACAUGGCUCAGCACACCAUCGACGUUCUAACCAGUAACGACCCUUUCUCGAACCAGAACGCUGUCAACCAGAGUCCCUUCGAGCUCUGGUGGGAGCCAGCCCGGUUGAACCUGUUCGGGCAGAACAGCCUCACAUCUCACGAUCAGAUGCUAGGUAUACUAGUCUGCGAGAACCAAAAUCCAUCCCGGCUAACUAUCGAGGCAGAGUUCUACCAAAACAUUGCCAUCGGGCCGCCCGUAACAAUUGCUUGUGUAGACCCUCCCAACGGCAAGGGUGCCUCGCGGUGCGCAGAGUAAGUGACGACACUGCCAACAUGUCGCUUUUCUCUUUCUAAUCGCUCCGAAGAGAUAAAAACCUCUGGAUGUACCGUCUGAAGCUCGACCCGAAUGGCAACGCCGAUGAGUAUGCAGACGACAAGUCGGUC
Paraphaeosphaeria sporulosa is the source of this 842-nucleotide messenger RNA. RefSeq lists its product as uncharacterized. The transcript has a single exon. The record is from RefSeq and is a predicted model, not a curated record. The coding region runs from base 229 to 714 and encodes 161 amino acids. Lineage: Eukaryota; Fungi; Ascomycota; Dothideomycetes; Pleosporales; Didymosphaeriaceae.